Molecule: messenger RNA, 486 nt
Organism: Brassicogethes aeneus
Lineage: Eukaryota; Metazoa; Arthropoda; Insecta; Coleoptera; Nitidulidae
Source: the annotation of a GenBank genome assembly
AUGCUUAAGAGUUUCAAACAUUUUGUAAAUGGUGCAAAAAGUAAAGCCUACACCACCCCUAUCGCUCACACCUACGCUGUCCCAAUCAUCAACAAAGCCUACGCCGCGCCAGCUUUCGAGAAGACCUUCCCUGGGCACUUGGGAUACUCCGGACACUUGGGAUACGCCGCCCCAUUGUCUUACGCCAAACACUACACCAGCUACGCCGCCCCAAUCGCUAAAACCUACACCGCACCUCUUAUCACCAAAGCUUAUGGCGCCUCAAUAGCUCACACAUACGCCACUCCCAUCGUCGCCAAAGCACCAGCAGUGCACGCAGCCCCUGUUGUAAAGACCUUCUCCGAAGAGCCCUCCGUUUCCGAAUACGCCAUCUCUAUAAAAACCGCUCCAGGUGUUCACAGGACUCUCGUCCACCCUCAGGCCCCAAUCGUCCAAGAAAGAGUAAACCAUGUUGUCCGCGAAAAAAUUACUCCAGUGGUUCACUAA